AUGGCUUCCUCACGACCCUCCUCCACGGCAACCAAAACUAAGGCACCAGAUGACUUAGUGGCUCCUGUUGUGAAGAAACCACACAUCUAUUAUGGAAGUUUGGAAGAGAAGGAGAGGGAGCGUCUGGCCAAAGGAGAAUCUGGGCUUUUGGGAAAAGAAGGACUCAAAGCAGGAAUUGAAGCAGGAAACAUUAACAUAACCUCUGGAGAAGUGUUUGAAAUUGAAGAGCACAUCAGUGAGAGACAGGCAGAAGUGUUAGCAGAGUUUGAGAGAAGGAAGCGAGCUCGGCAAAUCAACGUUUCCACAGACGACUCAGAGGUCAAAGCUUGCCUUAGAGCUUUGGGGGAACCCAUCACACUUUUUGGAGAAGGUCCUGCUGAAAGAAGAGAAAGGUUAAGAAAUAUCCUCUCAGUGGUCGGUACUGAUGCCUUAAAAAAGACCAAAAAAGAUGAUGAGAAAUCAAAGAAGUCCAAAGAAGAGUAUCAGCAGACCUGGUACCAUGAAGGACCAAACAGCCUGAAGGUUGCUAGAUUGUGGAUUGCUAAUUACUCACUGCCCAGGGCAAUGAAACGCUUGGAAGAGGCCCGUCUCCAUAAAGAGAUUCCUGAGACAACUAGAACCUCCCAGAUGCAAGAGCUGCACAAAUCUCUCCGAUCUUUGAAUAAUUUCUGCAGUCAGAUUGGGGAUGAUCGGCCUAUCUCCUACUGUCACUUUAGCCCCGAUUCCAAAAUGCUGGCCACGGCUUGUUGGAGUGGGCUUUGCAAGCUCUGGUCUGUUCCUGAUUGCAACCUCCUUCAUACUCUUCGAGGCCAUAACACAAACGUGGGAGCGAUCGUAUUCCACCCCAAAUCCACAGUCUCCUUGGACCAAAAAGACGUCAAUCUGGCCUCUUGUGCUGCUGACGGUUCUGUGAAGCUGUGGAGCCUUGACAGUGAUGAACCGGUGGCAGAUAUUGAAGGCCACACAGUGCGUGUGGCCCGUGUAACGUGGCAUCCAUCAGGACGCUUCUUAGGUACCACCUGCUAUGACCGAUCAUGGCGCUUAUGGGAUUUGGAAGCUCAAGAGGAGAUCCUGCAUCAGGAGGGCCACAGCAUGGGUGUGUAUGACAUUGCCUUCCAUCAAGAUGGCUCUUUGGCUGGCACUGGGGGACUGGAUGCAUUUGGUCGAGUUUGGGACCUGCGCACAGGACGUUGUAUCAUGUUCCUAGAAGGUCACCUGAAGGAAAUAUAUGGAAUAAAUUUCUCCCCCAAUGGCUACCACAUUGCAACUGGCAGUGGUGAUAACACCUGCAAAGUAUGGGACCUUCGACAGCGACGUUGUGUCUAUACCAUCCCUGCCCAUCAGAACUUAGUGACGGGUGUCAAGUUUGAGCCUAUCCAUGGGAAUUUCUUGCUCACUGGUGCCUAUGAUAACACAGCCAAGAUCUGGACUCACCCAGGCUGGUCCCCUCUGAAGACUCUGGCCGGCCACGAAGGCAAAGUGAUGGGCCUAGACAUUUCUUCUGAUGGGCAGCUCAUAGCCACUUGCUCCUAUGACAGGACCUUCAAGCUCUGGAUGGCUGAAUAG
Rangifer tarandus platyrhynchus (Svalbard reindeer) is the source of this 1566-nucleotide messenger RNA. The record is from the annotation of a GenBank genome assembly. NCBI's taxonomy places the organism in Eukaryota, Metazoa, Chordata, Mammalia, Artiodactyla, Cervidae.